AUGGAAUAUUUGAAAUCUUGAUAGUCUGUUAAAUAAAAAGCAUCCUUUUAAAAAUUUGCUUUUAAGAGUAUCAGUCUCAAUAUUCUCCCACCUUUAUACAGCAUUUGCAUUUUCCUUGUUACCUUUUGUUGCCUAUUUUUCUAUUUUUUUAAAAAAAUACAGGUUUUUAGAAAACCUCACUCAGUGGACCUUUAUCAAGGGUCUAACACCUUCUAGGUAUUGUUUGAGGUGCUGGACGUGGAGUUGUGAACAAGACAGGAAAUUCCUGAAGUCAUAGUUCUUUUCUUCUGGAGGGGAUGCAGUUCAGAAAAAAACAUAAAAAAAAAAUCAAAACAAAAUUUCUAGUAUCUCCCUUUUUUAACUUGCAAACAUUUUUCUCCCAGAAGAAUGGGAUUGUCUUAUAAUUUUGCUUUUAUUUUCCUAUAUGGAGUUUUUGGAUGUGUUUUGGUAGUCAGACCUGUUGAUCUUUUUUUUUUUGUAGUAGCUUUAAAACUUGUAGCUAGUUAUUUCUUGUCUGUUUUCCUUGAUAAAUUGACAACAACACUAGGAUGGAGGCUGUUUCUUGCUUAUUCUUGAAGAUAAUGUAUUGUUUAAGAUCUUUAGUUUCUGAAUCCUUCUACUACUUACUCUGACUUUCCUCAAGCAGCCUAACCUUUCUGAGCCGUAGUCAUCUCUUCUUUAAAAUGGAAAGAGUACCUUUCUCUUCUCUGGUUUCUCACAAUCAUGAGAAAAGUAUUUAGAACAUCUGGCACAUAAUAUGUGCUCAGAUAAUAUCUGUCAUGAACACCAUUCCUGGAUACUCAUUUUCAUAGAUAGACAAACUAAUUAUUUGAAGGAGUGAAUAUACAUUAAGGAUAUUUGUGCCUGCUUCCAAAUUCCCAUUGAUUUGGAGCCCUCUUGAAAUGAAUGGAGAUGCCUGACAAAUAUUCAUCAAGUUCCCUUUGGGGAGCUUUUUGCUGACCAGGGAAUCAAAUCAGAUAGUAGUACAGAGAAUAAAAGAGGGAAGGCAGGAUCUGCUUCCCUCUUUGGGGGAGCAGAUUCUUUGAUGAGUACUCAGAGAAGUCAUUUCUGUAGAGAUGAUAUUUUAAGCCAGUGCCUGAAGGAGGAAGAGAAGUGUGUGGAAAGAUCCACAGGCAGAGGAAGUUGGUAUAGUUUAAGAAUUGUGUGAGAAUACUAGAUUGAAGACAGUAUUGCUAGGAUAUAAUGAGGGAGAAGGCAUAGGGUAUGAGAACAAUUAUGCUGGUUGUUAUGUAGCAGAACAACAGUGAAAGCAAAAAGAACCCUGGGGACAUCAUUGUAUUCUGGGCAAGAGGGAAUGGUAGCAUUUUUAGAACUGGUGAAUUUCAGAUAAAGAUGUGGAUUCAACAGACUUGAACAUAAGCUCACAUGUGGGACAGGAGGUAAAAAUGGAGGAUUAAGCUAACCUUUAAGUUUCUGACCUGAAAUAGUAGGUAGGUAAUGGGACAUUUUGCUGAGGUUGGAAGUAUUUAGAAACUAUGGGAGGAACAGGAUUUAUGGUGUGUAUGUGUGUGUGUAUACAAAUCGAAGAAUUACUCUUUUUUCAGAAAAUUUAUUUUAAGGUUGAAUGACUUACUGAGACAUCCAAAAGGAGCUCAGAAAUAGUCUGGAUUGGAGAUCAAAAAAUAGUCAUGAACAUAUAUACUGUGAUCUCUCCACUUUGGCACAACAUAUUGACAUUUUGGGCAGGAUAUUCUUUGUGGUGGGGUGGGCUGUCCUGUGCAUUUUAAGUGUUUAGCAUCCCCAGCCUCUACCCAUUAGAUGCCACUAGUAUGCCCUCCUACAGUUCUGACAACUAAAAAUGUCUCCAGACCUUGCCAUAUGUCUGUUGGUGGGCACAUUGCCCUGGUUUAGAACCGUGGAUAGAAAUGGUAGUAAAGGCUGGAUUGACUGAGACUACCCAAGGAAGAAUAUAGAGCAGAGGUCUACUGGCCAGCGGGCUACGAGGAUUAUUGUAGAUAAGUUCUUUUUGACCUCACAGUACUUGACAGCUUCUGAAAUUAAUCACCAGUAUUUAAAAAUUGUGAGGUUUCAUGUAAAGUCUGGAUUUUUUCCCUCUCCUGAAAUCAAAACAUCAAGAAACUGAGAAACAGUGAAUCUUCCUUCCCAGGUUCUUGAUCCUCCACGAUGGGUGAGCCACAGCAAGUGAGUGCCCUUCCGCCACCUCCAAUGCAGUACAUCAAGGAGUAUACAGAUGAAAAUAUUCAGGAGGGCCUGGCUCCCAAGCCUCCACCUCCAAUAAAAGACAGCUAUAUGAUGUUUGGCAACCAGUUCCAAUGUGAUGACCUUAUCAUCCGUCCUUUAGAAAGUCAGGGCAUCGAACGGCUUCAUCCUAUGCAGUUUGAUCAUAAGAAGGAACUGAGAAAACUCAAUAUGUCUAUCCUUAUUAAUUUCCUAGACCUCUUAGAUAUCUUGAUAAGAAGCCCUGGGAGUAUAAAACGGGAAGAGAAGUUAGAAGAUCUUAAGCUGCUUUUUGUACAUGUGCAUCAUCUCAUAAAUGAAUACCGACCCCACCAAGCAAGAGAGACCUUGAGAGUCAUGAUGGAGGUGCAGAAACGUCAGCGCCUUGAAACAGCUGAGAGAUUUCAAAAGCAUCUGGAACGAGUCAUUGAGAUGAUUCAAAAUUGCUUGGCUGCUUUGCCUGAUGAUUUGCCCCAUUCAGAAGCAGGGAUGAGAGUAAAAACUGAGUCAAUGGAUCCUGAUGACAGCAACAAUUGUACUGGACAGAAUGGACAGCAAAGGGACAAUUCAGGUCAUAGGAGAGACCAGAUUAUAGAGAAGGAUGCUGCCUUGUGUGUCCUCAUUGAUGAAAUGAAUGAAAGACCAUGAAGGAAAUUUUUCUUUUCUUUUUUCCUUUCAGCAGAAAGAAUCAUAUUUUAGUUAAUUUGCUCUUGGAGAGUCAUAAAAGAGAUAGAACUAGAAGUCAUGUAAACAGCUUGAUGCUCCAUCUUUAUCAAUUACGAGAUGUUACAGGCAGUGAUUUUACUGCAUGGCAAGUGUCGGCAAAUGGGUUUGCUGGCAUUAGACAAGACCGUGUGCUGCUGUUGUGUGGGACAUACCUGUUUUUGGAGUUGCAGUAGAUGUUGAAGCUAUCCUCAGUAAUCGCAGGCUUUAAUCCUUGAAAGUAUAUUUGUCAUUUUCUUUAAGAAUGAUAGAUAAAUAAAGGAUAUCAAGCUGUAUAAAUGUGAAAUUA
Manis javanica (Malayan pangolin) is the source of this 3211-nucleotide messenger RNA. It is a transcript of the gene MED7, whose product is annotated as mediator complex subunit 7. The record is from RefSeq and is a predicted model, not a curated record. Gene Ontology annotation, cellular component: mediator complex. Gene Ontology annotation, biological process: regulation of transcription by RNA polymerase II. Gene Ontology annotation, molecular function: transcription coregulator activity. Lineage: Eukaryota; Metazoa; Chordata; Mammalia; Pholidota; Manidae.